This is a messenger RNA of Anarrhichthys ocellatus (wolf-eel), 1546 nucleotides long. RefSeq names its product mitochondrial fission regulator 1 (gene mtfr1). The transcript has 8 exons. Gene Ontology annotation, cellular component: mitochondrion. The coding region runs from base 159 to 1136 and encodes 325 amino acids. Gene Ontology annotation, biological process: mitochondrial fission; aerobic respiration. The record is from RefSeq and is a predicted model, not a curated record. Lineage: Eukaryota; Metazoa; Chordata; Actinopteri; Perciformes; Anarhichadidae.
CCUCCCACAUAGCGCGACCACUUUAGAUGUUCGUUGGUUGACAAGGUGGAAAAACUAAAGAAAAAGUAGUCUUCUAACUUCAGUCUCGAGGACCGUUUGGCGAUGACGCCCUUGUAUUUGGGGCGUGUGUCCUUCUGCCCUUGUGAAGCACAACAGAAAUGAGUAAAGACUACCCACGGAUGGAAAUGGACCUGGCUUUUGGAUCAGCCAAGUCCUAUGGGUCCUCGAGAAGUAUCGUGAGGAGAAUAGCUUCGAGUCUUCCUUUUAAUCCCUGCCCUAGGGUUCACUUCCAGCUUUAUCCGUACAAUGAGGACGCUGGUGUCCUCAUCGGCUCCAGGAGGCAGACCGGUUUGGUGGCCUCUCUGGCUGAUGUCGCCUGGAUCGACGGGGAUGACGACGAAGACUCCUUUGGCAAACACGGCAGGUCAGUGAUCCCACAGGGACUCGUGUUUCGAGCUCGCCAGCCUCAGAGACAACCCUUAACGCGCCAGAGGUCACUGCCGAGCCUGCAACAGGGGACUCCGGACCCCCAGGGGCCUACAACCGCCAACGAUGAGGCCAUUCAGAAGAUCGGCGCACUGGAGACGGAACUCGCCAAACUCAGAGUUCAGAUAGCACAAAUUGUAUUGGCUCAGGAAAAGAACAGCCAGCCAGCUGCUACCACAGGGACACCUCCCCCUCCACCCUGUGGCACCCUGCCUCCACCUCCUCCUCCUCCUCCUCCACCACCACCACCUCCUCAACUCUUAAGUCUUCAGCGGACAUUUUCUGUCAUUGACUUGAUAAAGGAGCGCAGAGGGAAGAAGACAGACAGCCAGACAGCUUUGGAUUCAAAGCAGGCAGAAAUUCCCAGCAUGCUCGAUGUCCUGAAAGACAUGAGCAAAGUCAAAUUGCGAUCAGUCAAAAGUCGGCCAGCGGACGGAGAAGCCAAAGUGAAGUCCAGCGAGCCUUUAGAUGCUGCAUCUCUCAUCGCCGAGGCCCUGAAACGCAAGUUCGCCCAUCGCUAUCGACACGACAGUGAACAAGGAGACAACGAGGAUUUCAAACUUCCCGUUCCAGAAGUGAAACCUCAAACGGAGAAACCUCUGUUUGGGCAGCACAUGUUGAAGUCAACUGGGAAAAAGAAGUUGCUCUGAUCAGCUGAUUCUGAUCUCCAGAUGUGCUGCGGACGCUUUGAAGUGCCUUAUCCACCUCUUCAUACGAGCCGUUUCUGUGGAAGAACAAGGGAGCAGUCAUCUCAUAUCGAUGUAUCCAAGUCAUCUUCAACAUCUGGUUUAUUUGCACUUUUAUAACUUAUAUUAGCUUUCUAUUUUACGAACAUGAUUAUUAUUGUUCAACUGAAUGUUUUUUUUUGUGUUGGAAUAGUUCAAACUUCUGUCCUGAGUGAAAGCGUCAGAGGCAACACUACAGAAUUGAUGAACGUUAUUCGUUUUAUUGCUCAAUCAUAACUUGUUGCAUAUUUGGUCGUGUUUGCAUUCCUAUUUUAAGGAGUCUGUGAAAGCUGAAGAGUUAUUCUACCACAGAAGAAAGGGAGCACUUUCUUACU